UUAUUUUAGAAUAUCUUAUUUUAGAAUAACCAGCGUAAGUUUGACAAAUUAUCAAAGUUCUUUCGUAAUGGAUAGAAUGAUUAAAUGAUAUUUCAUUACAGAAUAUUCGAUUUUACUAAAUAUCAAAGAACUUUUGCCCUUUCUUAAGAUUCCUGUUAUCCUCGCAUAAAUCUCUUUAUUUUUAAUUCAUUACCGGGGAAAGGUCCCGAGGGAAAUGUCCAUUUACUAACCGUAUUCAACUCAAUUCUUACGUUCAUUUAACUUUAUUCUUAAAAUUAACUCAACUUAAUUGUUAAAAUAUUUUCGACAUAAAAUUUUCCAAUGUUAAUUAUUUUUUAUGCAAAUUAUAGAAAAGAAAUACAAAUGAUUAACGUCUGAAGUUAGAUAUAUUUGAUUUUCAAAUACAUUAAUUAGAACGAUUGGAAUAUUACGUGGUUUUCUGUUUUCAUAUCUAAUGCAAUAACAAGUUAAUUUCGGAUCAAUUCACAUGAAUGACGAUCAUGAAAAUGUCAUAAGAUAAGAGAUUUUCGAAGAAUAAUCGAGAUUUUAUAGAAAUAUAAAAAAAUCACGAGGAAUGAGGAAAGUUAUUUUCCUUGGUUUUAAUCUUGAUUGAUAAUUAAUAUUAUUCUUUGAUCAAGGAUCUUUUACAGGAAAUGUUAUAAGGAGUGAAAAAAAAAGAAAAGGAAGAUAAAAAUAUCAUUAAGAACUAUAGAACCGAUAAGAAGAUACGCGAAGAUAUACAUUUACACAUAUUUGAACGCGCGUUCACGUAGCAAGUAGAUAUGAUAAAAAGUCAUGCGCGUUCAGUUACAAGGGGUUGUCGAUACCGAUAUAAAUUGACGUACAGAUCGUCCCAUAGAGCGCAGAUAGUCGAUCCCUCGGUUAAGAUACAUAGAGAAGAAUAGAAAGAGAAAGAUUUUCAUAGAUUUUUUUCGAGGAUCUUUCGAUCGAUUCGAUUAUUCACAGUGAAUUUAAUUCGAACGAUCGAACGAUCGAUCUUGGCUAACUUUCAUUAUAAGAUCGUUCGAGUUUUGAUCGAUUGUCAUCGUGAGUCACUUUCGUUUUACAUAUUUUGAUGACAAAACAAAAUUUUUUUUCUAUCGAUCAAGAUCAAACUUUGUAAAUCGUGCACCAAAAAUUGACUAGUUCUUCGUCCUAAAUAUAUUCAACGCGAUGGAGGACAUCAAGGAGCGAAUGGAUGACCCAGGAAAGUUUCGACAAUUUGUAGCAGCGAUGGUUGUGAAUCUAGCAACCAUGACGUAUGGGACAAUGAUCGGUUGGCAAUCACCAAUGGCACCAAAAUUACAAAGUGAAGAUCCUCCAGUUGGAAUAAUAGCAAUGACAAACGAAGAAGUUUCUUGGCUGAGUGCAAUUAUGUGUUUAGGAGGAAUUGUAACAACUCCAAUAAUGGGUCCAAUAUCAGAGAAACUUGGACGCAAGAUGACGGGUUGUCUUCUUGGUCUACCAUUCCUGACUUGUUCUUUUUUAAUGAUUUUCGCGACCAAUCAAAUACAUAUCUUUAUUGCACGUUUCUUCGCCGGUGUGGGUGGUGCAGGUGCGUUCUUUUUAGUCCCACUUUACGUUUCCGAAAUUUGCUGCGACUCGAUACGUGGUAUGCUGGGUAGUCUGCUCGUUUUGGUGGUGAACGUAGGAAUCCUGAUAGCUUACAUAUUAGGUGCCUUCUUGUCUUUCAAGAUCUUUAAUAUUUGCAUCGCUGUGCUACCUAUGAUCUAUCUAGGAAGUUUUCUUUUUCUACCAGAAACACCUGUUUAUUUGAUUCGCUAUAAUCGACUUCGUGAGGCUGAUAGGUCUUUGAUGUGGCUGAGGGCGGGACAUCAAUUGACGGUAGAGAGAGAGCUACUACGUUUGCAGAUCGCUGCGAAGGAAGCCGCAACAUCAACUAAAUCCGUUGGUUUCAUGGAUCUCUUCAGGAAUAGAGGAACAAUCAAGGCAUUAAUAAUCGCUCUAGGCAUCUUCGGUGGUCAACAAUUCUGUGGUAUAUUUGCUAUGAUAAGCUAUACUGAGACGAUUUUUCGUAUAUCAGGGAGUUCGUUAUCACCGAACACAGCUGCGAUCACCGUAGGUGCCAUACAAGUUAUAGGAUCCUAUCUAUCAACUUCACUGAUGGAACGAACCGGUAGAAGACCUCUCCUAUUAAUAUCCUGUAUGGGGAUGUGCAUUUGCCAUUACGUCCUUGGUACUUUCUGCUAUCUUCAAGAAUUGAAUUAUGACAUUUCUGUAUUUGGUUGGAUACCUGUGGUAGCUUUAUCGGUUUAUGUGAUUACAUAUUGUUUGGGUAUGGGUCCUGGACCCUAUGUGAUUUGCUCUGAAAUAUUCGAACAGGACAUCUUCAGUUUAGCAAUUGCAAUAACUCUUCUCUUUACUUGGAUCAUUGCCUUCAUGGUAGUGAAGUUCUUUGCGAAUUUGGUGGAUCUGAUCGGCAUGUUCGGAUGUUUCUUUAUUUUGGGCACUUCCUGUAUUUUAACUUUCAUCUUCAUUUACGUUUUUAUACCAGAAACGAAGGGAAGGUCGCGAGAAGAUAUUUUAAAUGAAUUAAAUGGCGGACAUUCUUGGGCUUCGACGGUCGGUGAUAUUAAGAUUUCAACGACGCAUGCAUGACGUUCGUUAGAGAUUGCUAUAAUUGAAGAGAAAAUGGAUGUUCUCUUAGAUGAAUCGAAAAUUUCUUAGAUAAUAAUAAGUAAAGAUUGUUGAGAAAGUGAACAUUGAUUUGUUGGCUGUGCAAUGAGUGCUUCAAUAGCUGUUAUGUAUGAAGUAUAUCGAUCGGCUGGACCGAUUUUUGCGAAUCGUUCUUUUGAACUUUGUACAAAGAAUAUUUUACUUUUAAAAAAGUAUAUAUAUAUACAUAUAUAUUACAAUAAUAUUUUAUAUCAAUAAUAUAAGUAUAGAUUAUAUAGGAUAAAUAAGAUAUGAUUGAAGGAUAUUGAAAAAAGAAAUAUUUGUGUGUUAUAGACAAAUCACACUAUAUUUUAAAUAAUAUUAUUUUUUUCCUAUAUAGUGUUCGUUCUAAAACCUAUAAAUACAAUGUUUAGGUGAAUGUUUCAAUGUUUUCUAUAAUAUGGUAAAAGAAAUCAGCGAUGAUAAUUAUUACAAGUAUUUUAUAUUUGUAUCCACUUGCUUUUUCUAUCUCUACAUUUUCUUCUUAUUUAUUAAUUAAAUUAUAAUGCCCGAA
Vespula pensylvanica (western yellowjacket) is the source of this 3190-nucleotide messenger RNA. RefSeq names its product facilitated trehalose transporter Tret1-like. Gene Ontology annotation, biological process: carbohydrate transport; transmembrane transport. The coding region runs from base 1174 to 2619 and encodes 481 amino acids. The transcript has 4 exons. Lineage: Eukaryota; Metazoa; Arthropoda; Insecta; Hymenoptera; Vespidae. Gene Ontology annotation, cellular component: membrane. The record is from RefSeq and is a predicted model, not a curated record. Gene Ontology annotation, molecular function: sugar transmembrane transporter activity.